Plasmopara halstedii is the source of this 1740-nucleotide messenger RNA. RefSeq names its product protein. NCBI's taxonomy places the organism in Eukaryota, Oomycota, Peronosporomycetes, Peronosporales, Peronosporaceae. Bases 1 to 1740 code for a protein of 579 amino acids. The transcript is spliced from 4 exons. The record is from RefSeq and is a predicted model, not a curated record.
AUGUGGCAGUUAGUAUUCCGCAAUGGCGCUCGGCUGUUAUUGGGCUCGACAGCCAUGGGUGCCGGCGGUAUGACUUAUGCAGCACAUUCGGAUGAAGGUUUUAGACGCUCACUUUACUUCUGGCGUAAGGCUUUUCCUAUUUACUUGCACUAUCGAGCAGCACAGUUGUAUAUGGAACGUGCCCAACUAUCGAAUGAGGAAAAAGAUGCCGAGUACGAAAAAUUGCACGAAAAGUACGCACCUGAGGUGUUCGAGAUUGUGUUGGAACUUAAAGGAUUUUACGUCAAACUAGCUCAAACUGGCUCGACGAGGCCCGACGUGCUACCAAAGCAGUAUUUAGAUCGAGCUGCCAAGCUUCAAAACGACGCGCCGUCCAAGUCUCUGGAAGAAAUUUGUACAAUUAUCGAGCAAAGUUACGGAAAACCCGUAGAUCAGUUGUUUCAGUCGAUCGACUGUCAGCCACUAGGAGCUGCAUCGAUCGGUCAAGCCCAUCGAGCAGUGUUGCUUGAUGGCCAAGAAGUCGCGGUAAAGGUGCAGCAUCCGGACGCCGAAACGUUUUUUCGCUGGGAUAUUAAAACGAUUCAGGAUUUUUGUCGAUAUUUUCAACCAGCACAUCUACCAUUUCUUGUCGAAGUGGAAAAGCAAUUCAUGACUGAAUUUAAUUAUGUAGAAGAAGCCAGGAAUCUAGACACGGUACGGAAAAAUAUUGCCAAGAGUCCGUAUGCCGCAAAGGUGGCGAUUCCCGAACCAAAGAUCGAGAUGUGUACCAAGGAAGUGUUGGUUAUGGAAUUUCUUAAGGGACGCAAGCUACUAGAUGGUAUCCAAGAUCACUUUGAAGCGAUUGCAGCGGGGAAAGGAGUCACAGUAGAAGCUUUGAAGCAAGAGCAGGAACGAAAGGACAAGGAGCGAGAGGCCCUGGGUCUAGAUAUUGAAAGUGGUCCCUCUUCGUUGAAGCUACGGCUUUACGGGUGGACACUUGGAGCAAAGCAUCUAGUCCGACGCGUGGCACGUGUGUCGUACGACUACACUUUAGGAUUUGUGGCUCCAAAACAUUGGGCAUUAAGUGAAGACGAAAAGCAUCGAGUAUUGAAUCUUCCUGCAAUCCUGAAACUGAUCAUGGACGUUCACGGAUAUGAGAUAUUCGUGAAUGGAUCGUUUAAUGGCGAUCCACAUCCGGGAAAUAUUCUUCUGCUUGAAGAUGGUCGCCUUGGUCUCAUUGAUUAUGGCCAAGUGAAGCACAUUUCAGAAGAGCACCGAGUCUGUCUGGCAAAGCUGAUUGUAGCACUUGCAGAGGGGUCACGUGAUGAAAUCAUUGCAGUCAUGACGAACGAUAUGCGGAUCAAAACAGCAAAUAUGGAUCCAUACUUUUUAGAGAAACAAGCCCGUUUGAUGAUUGAUAAUGACGAUCGAACUGUGACAGAAGGCAUGAAUCCCCAGCUUUUUCUUGAACGAUUGCACACGAUUGACCGUAUCGAGUAUAUUCCAGACGAGUAUGUCAUGGCUUUUCGAUGUUCGCUACUGUUACGUGGCUUUAGCUACCUCUUGCAUUACAAGUUUUCGCACGCCCAAAGCUGGAAGCAGAUAGCACAACAAGUGAUUCGUGAAACUGCUGAUACUUCUUCAAAGGAAGAGAGAAAAUCACAAAUAUUUGACUUUGACAAGUAUUUUUGGUUUAAGCGAAUAGCGCACAUGCUAGAACGAAGAAAGACUCAGAUUGACGCGGAUUUCCAGGACGAGUGA